Messenger RNA from Chlamydomonas reinhardtii, 2766 nucleotides. RefSeq lists its product as uncharacterized. Gene Ontology annotation, molecular function: histone deacetylase activity. Gene Ontology annotation, biological process: chromatin organization. The record is from RefSeq and is a predicted model, not a curated record. The coding region runs from base 214 to 2670 and encodes 818 amino acids. NCBI's taxonomy places the organism in Eukaryota, Viridiplantae, Chlorophyta, Chlorophyceae, Chlamydomonadales, Chlamydomonadaceae. The transcript is spliced from 13 exons. Gene Ontology annotation, cellular component: histone deacetylase complex.
GCUAGAGAGCACUUGCUCACUCCCAUCAUGCCACUGUAGAUGGGGUGCGCUGCCUCUGUCAACCAGGGCGGGCAAGCAGCAACGGCAGCGGGGAGCGCUGCACAGUCUUCGACAACUCCCACGGGCGUGGCCAGUAACCAUCCAACGAUGAAUGAAGCUCACGGAAAUGAAGCGGGCGCGAGUGCGACGCCUGUGCAAGAGGCGCGUCCGGGAAUGCCGCAGGCCGAAGCGCUUUCCUUGGAGAUGCAGCGACUGAGCGUAUCCGCGCCGACCGAAGCGCAGCAGGCAUCCUCCUCCACCACAGCUGACGAGCCAUUCAGUCCCGGCGUGUCCGCAGCCGCCGCCACCGGUGCCGUGGCUCCACCGCCGCCGCAGACGCAGCCCCUGAACGGCGUACAGCUGGCGUUUUCCCACAGCCCAACCACACCAGCACCUACACCACCCUCAGCAUCACCAGCAGCCGCAGGCAGCAAUGCCGCAGACGAAUGCGGGGCACAAGCACAGCCGCAGGCGCAAGUGCCGGCGGCGGUGCCGACGCCGGCUCAGGGGCAGGAGCAGGCGCCGGGGCAGGGGGAGCGGGCGGGCCCUCGGCACGUGCUGGCGCCCUCCUCCCCCGCCCCGGGCGACACGCGUGUGGGGCUGCUGUACGACAACUCCAUGGAGCGACACGUGGGGCCGGAGCACUACGAGCGGCCCGCCCGCAUCAUCGCAGUGCACCAGGUGCUGCAGGAGCAGGAGCUGUGGGGCAGGUGCUGGCAGCUGGUGCCGCGGCAGGCCACGGAUACGGAGCUGCUGCUGGGGCACACGGAGGAGCACAUACGCAAGGUCGACUCCCUGUUUGAUGACGCCUACCCCGCCCGGCCCGAGUCCUUGGCCGGGGCGAGCUACUGCUUUGCCGAGCCGGCGGGGGCUGAGAAGGGCGAUGUGUAUGUGUGCAGUGACACGCCGUCGGCGGCACGCAUGGCGACUGGCUGUUGCGUGGAGGCGGUUAAGCAAGUGCUCGGCGGCACCGUCAGCCGCGCGCUGGCCAUCGUGCGGCCGCCGGGGCACCACGCCGAGUGCGAGCGCGCCCAGGGCUUCUGCUUCUUCAACAACGUGGCCGUGGCGGCGCUGGCGGCACUGCAGCACCCGGACGUGAAGCGGGUGGCUGUGCUGGAUUGGGACAUCCACCACGGCAACGGGAUACAGAACAUCCUGCUCCAGCGGCCCGACGCGCUGUACCUGUCGCUGCACCGCGACCCCAAGCGCUUCUACCCCUUCACCAGCGGCUUUGUGGGCGAGGCGGGCGAGGGGCCGGGGCUGGGCUUCAACGUCAAUGUGCCCUGGCUCAAGAAGGGCAUGGGGGACGGGGACUACAUGGCCGCCUUCAGCCUGGUGGUUGAGCCGGUGCUUCAGUCCUACGCCCCGGACCUGGUCAUUGUGGCGGCGGGCUUCGACGCGGCGGACGGAGACCCCUUGGGCGGAUGCAAGGUCAGCCCUGAGGGGUACGGCUGGAUGACGGAGCGGCUGUUGCAGUUCGCGGGCGGCAAGGUGGUGUUGGCGCUGGAGGGCGGGUACAACAACAGGGUGACUGCCUGGUGUGCUGCCGCGUGUGUGCGGGCGCUGCUGGAGGGCGCCGCCAGCCCGGGCCUGCCGCGGGACAAGGAGCACCUGUGGCCGGCCGAGUCGCAUGACAGCCUCAAGCGGGUGUAUGAGGUGCAACGGCAGCACUGGGCGCCGCUGCGGGAGCGCAGCUGGAGCGAUGCCUGGGAGGCACACCUGAAGGAGGUGGUGCUGUUGCUAGGAUCCAACUCCAGAUCCAAACGCGGGUCCGCCGCGGGCGGCGGCGCUGCCGCUCCGCCAUCACUGCCAGGAGCAACGGCCGCCGCCACCUCCUCAUCAGGAACCGGCGGCGGCGGCGGCGGUGGUGGCCGGCGCGCGUCUGGGUCUGAGGGCGCCACCUCUGGGCGCCGGCGCAGCGGCAGUGCCGGCGGCGGCAGUAGUGCGAGCGGCGCGGCGCCAGCGGCGCCAGCAGCGGCAGCGGCGGACGACGCGACAGCUACGCCGCAAUCUUUGGCGGAUGCGUUCAAAGCGCGCAGGGCUGCGCGGACCUCGGGAGCUGGUAAGGCGGCGGCGGCGGCGACAGCGGCAGCUCCGGCAGCCACGCCGGCUGUAGCGCGGCCGCCGGCGGCGGGUCGGAAGUCAUCUGGCGUGGCGCAGGCGGGGGCGGAGGUGGAGGCUGCGCAGGCAUCCGCGUCAGCUGCGGGGGUAGGAGGCCGGGAAGGGGAGGGGGAAGGGCAGGCGGGGCGGGGGGCGGCGGCGGCGGCGAGCUCUUCUGCGGAGAUGGUGGGGCCCGAGGCGUCGACUUCGGAGUUGGCGGCAGCUGCCGGCGCGGCGGGGCAGGGUGACACGGCUGAGUCAGCCGGGCCGGGGCAAGGGGUUGGGGCGGAGCUACCGCUGGCGGAUGAGGUGUUGCCAAAUGAGAGCGGGCUCGUGCAGCAGUGCUUGGGCUCUGGUGGAGGAGCGCAGGCGGGGGGCGGCGGCGGGGCGAGCGGGGGUGGUGGUGGCUCGGGGCUGGGUGUUGGCACGGUGGCGGUGGGAGCGGCCGCGAUGGGUGGCGGGGGAGUGGGUGCGUUUGGAGGCGUGCCGCUGGCCGUGGCGUCGAUGGUGGCGGUGGGAGGUGAGGCGUAGCCGGCUGGCGGCGGCAAGGCGGGGCGGGGUGCUUGGGCACUGCGUGAGAGGGUUUUGGAGCUGGCCGAUGGUGCGGUGGACAACGAUGCCGAUGUC